ACUCGCGUACUCUCAUUUCUCCGUGAACAACAACUGGUGACCAGCCGGAGUCUGGAUGAGCUGCAUCUCAAAACUAGAAACUUAAGUUAAAGUCGGGACAGAGCCUGCUGCCUUUGGUAACAGUGCCAAAAACAAUAGUGCGCAAUUACGCAUAAAAAAACAACAACAACAAUGAGUGCCACAGCAGCAAUGGAAGUGAACGUCGAAGCCAGACGGAUUCUGGCGGUGUCGAUAAGCAAGCUGUACGCUUCCAGGAGCCAGAGAGGGGGUCUGAGACUCCACCGGAGCCUCCUGCUCUCCCUGGUCAUGAGGUCCGCCCGGGACAUCUAUCACUCCUCCCGGGAGAACGAGUUGCCGUGUGGCGCGCAGUCGGCACCGGAGGAGCCCAUGGACACCGGCUCCAGCCCGGGGGAACAAACCCGGCUGCCGGAGCCCGAGCCCGAGCCCGCACCCGCACCCCAGCCGACGCUCAACUCGGCCGAGAUGGCACCAGAGGAGCCUGAUGACGCGGAGGACAGCGAAAUCGCCGAGGACAAAGAGAACAUGAGCCCGGCGAGGCAGUCCAGGAAACGCAGGGGCAAGGCGUCGGCGGCGCCUGACUUCCUUCCCAGCAAGAGGGCGAGGCUGGAGCCAGGGGAAGAGAGGUAUGCGGCCGCGCUGGGCAGCUGUCGCGCCGGGGCCGGGGAGUCCCUGACUGCUUUGUCACUAAAUCGGGUUAUACCUGCCUUCUGAACAGAUGGAGGGAGAAAAUAGCCUCCAAUGGGACUUUGCGAGCGGAGUGAUUCUCAACUCCAGUUAACCUAUAAGGGUCUGAUCCCUUUUGCGCACCAAGGAGCUGACCUACAUCAGCAAUCCUGGGACAGAGGGAUUACCGGAGCCAUGGUGCGAGCUCUCCGGUCAAUCUCGGUGCGCCUGCUGGGCUGGUAAAGCCCCCCCGGAGAGAGCAACGAGCAAAGACGAGGAAGAAGAAACAGGCCGAAGAAGGGAGGUACACGCUGGAAAGUUUGAGGAAGAAACUUAAAGAGGAACUGGUUGUGUUGCCUGUUGUUUCCUGGUGAUUCACCUGUGAGCCGAGUCCAAACAAGUGACUGCUGCUGACUCAAAGAGUGUGCACGCGUGAAUCAGCACAGAGUGAGGCCGUGAGUCAGUCAGAGAUGAGGAGUGAAGUGGUGAACGCCGGCCACAGAUGAGCACCCAGACAUGCACACAGCGAAAAUCAGAACUUCAGGGAAUUUCCUGCCUUUGUACCCAGAUAUGAGACUCGAACACUGAAAGGGGGAAGGGUGGCUGAGGCCGCACACACACACACACACACACACAAACAACUGCUGCUGUGGACUUUGAUAAAUCGAUACUACUGCUUGGGGACUGUCCUACAUACUGCAUUCACAUGGUGCUUUGGGAAAAGAGAAAGAAAAAGAGGAACUGUACAGAUGGGGUUUUGGAAGCCCGUUAAACUAACGUUUGUGUUUGAGUGUCAGUGAAAUGGUUGUGAUCACGUCUGACAUGUGAAAUGAUAUUACCUCACGUUUCAAGCUGCUUUCUGAUUUUGAUUUUUACGAUCGAAUCAUCUCUGUACAUAUUUGUAAUAAACACGUUGGAAGUGUAA
Molecule: messenger RNA, 1609 nt
Organism: Mugil cephalus (flathead mullet)
Lineage: Eukaryota; Metazoa; Chordata; Actinopteri; Mugiliformes; Mugilidae
Gene: ier2b
Product: immediate early response 2b
Exons: 1
Coding region: 172-732 (186 amino acids)
Source: RefSeq, a predicted model, not a curated record